Molecule: messenger RNA, 2956 nt
Organism: Triplophysa dalaica
Lineage: Eukaryota; Metazoa; Chordata; Actinopteri; Cypriniformes; Nemacheilidae
Product: protein CutA homolog
Exons: 6
Coding region: 203-682 (159 amino acids)
Biological process (GO): response to metal ion
Molecular function (GO): copper ion binding
Source: RefSeq, a predicted model, not a curated record
UCCAGGAUCCGGAUAUGAGCAUGAAGCUUAACACGCAGCCGCUUUGGGAAAAGCUGUACAAACUGUCAAAGAGUGCCCGACAGAGUGACGCUACACACCCGACAAGUCUUUUCUUGUGUAGUAUAUUGUUGUGUAGGAGUUCACUAGCGAUGUAACUUAACUGCUGUGGAAAGACAACAAUGCAAGGGAACAAAACAGAUUCAUGUAUCACCAGAAUCCCAAGGACACUAUGUCUUCAGCCUUCUCUCGUACGGGGUUUGUGAUCAUUUGUUUGACUUUAGUUGUAAAUCUUGCCCUGUACCCUGUGCUGAGGACGCUGGGCUUUCAGAUCCAUUCUGCUAUCACAGGAAGCUAUGUGCCGGGAUAUCAUUCUGUGUUGCUCAUCAACUGUCCUACCGAACAGACCGCAAGAGACAUUGGCAGGGGCAUCAUGGAGAAAAGACUGGCAGCAUGUGUGAAUAUAUUUCCCCGCACUGCCACUAUGUACUACUGGAAAGGAGAGAUUCGGAAUGCAUCAGAAAUACUGCUGCUUGUGAGGACAAGAACAUCUCUCGUACAGAGACUUGAGGCUUAUUUAAGAGCUGUGCAUCCAUACGACAUUCCAGAAAUCAUCAGUUUUCCCAUUGGUGAUGGAAGCUUGAACUACUUGAAGUGGAUGGAAAAUGCACUUAUUGAUAUUUGAAACAUGUCUGUAUUCAAAUAGAGAAACAACCCUUUUGAAAACACUUCGAGCAGAACUACAUUGGAUUAGGCCUAAUUGGACACUGGAUAUGAGAUGUAAGCAAAAAUGCUUAUUGAGAAACCAGUUUCAGAAGAACAAUAGAGUGAAUGUGUCGUAAAGAUCAGAGUAUAGUGGGUAAACUUUUUUUGAAAGUGGUUUGCUUGAAAUGGUUUUUAGUUUAGAAAUAUAAAAAAUCAUCCAGGAUGUUUACAAGAUGCCUUUCACGCUUUUGAUACGAUCCUUUGGAGUGACCAGAGGUAUUACUGAAAACAAACUAUCCUCAUAAAUAUUUUAUUUAUUUAUUGACCUUUACAUUUACUUAAUUCUGAAGAGAGUAAUAUUUAUAAUAUGCAUUUAAUGAAUUGUUAAAAUUAUAAUUUAUUUAUUUGGGUAUCGUUUUAAUUUAACCGAUUCUGCUUAUCAAAUCCGGUUCUUAUCGAUUCUCUGUUCCAAUUCCAAUAUUUUUUGGGGGAGAGAAAAAAUAUCAAGUACUUAAAGAAAAAAGUUUUUACCUAUUAUUCUUGGCACAUUCAGGCUAUAACCUAACCAGUUGGCCGACUGUAAACUGUUACAAUUCAUCAAAUAAUAACAACACUUCCAUUAAGGAAUAAUCAGAGGGAAUUACAAAGUAUAACACUAUAACACCAAAAUACAAGUGUUUAAAUUAAUUGUUAAUUGAAUCGUUCAUUCAGUAGUCGUUCAAAAUGAUAGAUCGUCCAUUAUCUGAUCAAUUAUAUGUGAAUAAAACACUGAAUUAAUUCAUUUUAAUUAAUUAAUUGGAUGAAUAAUUCAAAUAAAUAUAAUUUAAAUCAACUAGAACAUGUUGUCUUGUAUCUCUUGUGGUCCACUUAGCUUUAAAUGAUUAACUGAUCUUUUAUAUUCGCUUGUGACUGUGACGGUUCCAAUGACUCAUUCUGAUCGCAAUGUGCGUUCGUUCAUACCGACACGCUCGCUGUGUACAGUGAAAAGUUGAUUCAACGAACUAUCUGCACAACUAAAAACAUUACAAGGAUUAAAAUCACGUUAAUUUAAGAAACCUGUUAGAAAAUGAACGUACUAGAAUUCAAAACAAACAAAAUUCACCUAAACAGCCGCUUAACAAAGUUAAUACAGCUCAGCCCUGGUAGUGCAACUCCUCAGCGCCUCACUGUCCUUAUAGCGAAACAGCGCUUCUCUGUGGCGUAUUGGCGUAACUGCAGUUAGCUGACAUGAUUUUGGCUCGAAAUUUGACUGAAGCGACCCGCCCGCCUCUAAUUUUUCAUUGCAGGAUAAACCCUGAAAACUGAUUGUCUUUUCAUCUCUUAUCUGUAUUUUGUAGGUGCGGCUAUUGUUGCUAAUAUUAGUUUCUGUUGCGUUGUAGCAGGAUGACUCGAUGCUGCGGACUUAAAACAUGGUGCAUUCUUCAGAUUAAUGCCGUGUUGAAGCAAAUGUUUCAUCAUAUGAGAGGUACUUCCUCCCAUGCACGAAAUAUCUUUACCACAUGUAUUGCAUGUGUAAUUUGCUAUCAUCUUAUUUCACAAAGUUUAACCAAACUUCUGUACGUUUGCUGCGGUCAUUCAUAGUGCCGAUUGUAAAUUUGAACUGCGCAUGUGCAGAUUAACAUACGGUCCUUGUCGCAUGUCCUUCUGGAACACCGAUACAACUGUUAAACGAUCACCGCCGUUCGCGAGUAACUGAAAAAGUCGAUACCCAAACCUAUUGGUCUUGUUUAAAAUGUUGAUGUGGAAUUUACAUGUUUUAGUACUGUACUCCUAUUCAUUUUAAGAAUGAAUGAUGAAAUAAUGUCAUCUUUAAUGGCAAAACUUUGUAAUUUUCUUCAUUAAUUUAUUUGGCAGAACUGCAAAAACAGUACAGUGUAUUAAACAGUAGAAAAACAGAGUUUUUGUCAUUUGUGUCACAUAAUCGUGAUAUAUAAGUUAUAAAUGAGCUGAAUGAAUAAAGGCUGAGAUUUGGUGAAGUUUUUAGUGAUUUGGUUGCCUGUUGAGAACAGGACUUUAGCAGGGCACGCAGAUAGGCCUCAAUAUUUAUGUGUCCUCACACUGGAUUGCAUAGACUCCAGGGAGUGUAAAUGCAUCUGCACCUCACCAUACAGUAUAGUGUACCAACAAAUAAACCUGUAGGUGACCUUUUUAUUUAAUUAUCUCACUUCAUAGCUCCCCCCCCCCGAAUUGACAACUUUGAACAUUUUCUUUUUGAUUGAGAAUAUGACACCCUUUCUGCUUUAUCAGAAACUAA